GAGAUCUAACUUCGCACGAGAAAUAACACAGAGAUCGAACUUCCAUGAGAUCGGAAUCCACGCGGGAAAAACGGGAUAUACGAGAUCUACCGGAAGUAAUGUCAUAAAAGAUCUUGGAAAAUAAAUCAAUUUGCUGAUUUUCUGGCAUCACCGAAGACAUGGAUAAAAAUCACCUCGAUAUCCCAACACAGAUUAGUAACGAUAAAUCUAGAAGGAUACCGGAACCGGAAACGAGUGUGAGAGAAAAAGAACGGCAUGGACGUACAGGUCAUAGUACCAUACGGAACGCUGACGGCACUCUUACCAAAGUGACAAGUUUUGGUGAUUCUGCUUUGGAUGAUCUUCAUUACGUAACUGUAUUCGGCGAAGACAAACGGAGAAGGCGGCACCACCAUUACGAUGACGUAGAACCCACCGGUGAUAUCCUUGACAACGGGAAUGUAACAUUGGACAAGUUCCGUUUUGAUUAUUUAUUUGGUAGUGGAUCUAAAAGCCCUAAACCGGAAGAGGAGUUCAACCAUGUGGAACCCCAAUACAAGAGAGUAGUAAGUAGGGAUAUACCUUAUUACGGGUCGCCGGAAAUAGUUACAAGUUUCACCACUUCACGAAAAUUAGGAGAAGUGUCGAAAAUAGUACCGAUACAAGACGGUAAGGCUUGGAUAAACACAGUCGGGGAUUCAUUUUUAACACUGAUUGAUCAAACAGGAAAACGACUCAACCGGUCACCAGUUUAUGAUAAUUGUAUUUGGGACUUCGCCUUAAACAGAAAACAUAAGAUCUUUAUAACGGUGGAUCGCAGUUCUCUUGUGCAUGCGUUGACACCGUAUGGCGAGCAAACAGCAGCUGGAAAUUUCUUGGGAUACCAGCCCUACGGAAUUGACGCGACGGAAGAUGGCAGACUUCUCGUUUGUAUUCGUCCAUUAGCUGGAACAAAGGGUCACAGCAAAUUAGUAAUCAUUGGCAAAAAUGGCCAAAUCAUGCGCGAAGUUGAAACACGCGAGGACAGAAAGACGCCAUUGUUUCUGGAUCCCUACAAUGUCCACUGUAUCAAGAAUGGAAAAAUAUUCAUUCGCGACGGGAACACGAAAGUCGUGUGUAUCACUGAAAAGGGUAAACAUUUGUACACGUGGUCAAAUCACCAAGAUGACCUUGACACGGAGGAAGAAGAGGUGUUUAACCCCUCACGUUUGACCUCUGACCGUCACGGGUCACUGAUUGUGUCGUCAAAGGAUGCUAAUAAAGUGUAUAUUCUGACUGUAGACGGCCAGGGGCUGCGCUGUCUUCUGGAUCUCACCCACGGGAUUCACGCCCCGUGGGGGCUAGGUGUAGAUAAAGACGGAAAUAUCUGGGUUUCGUGCAAGGAUAGACAAAUGCACAUAAUAAAAUACUGACUUAGGCGUAAACUUUCAACGGAGGUGAAGACAGUUACAGCAUUUGUCAUUGACGUUGACGAAUUAACGGCACUGGUUUAUCGGAGUUUGUUCCGAACGCACCGGAACUGACGCCAUCCCAUAUCAUUUUUAUAUCAAGGUGAUAGAUAAUGUAUACCGUACUGUAAGUUAAAAAAAAAAUGUUAUGCAGCCAUUUCCGGCGGAGAAUUACAGCAAUUUGGUGAAAGGCACUGUAAUCUGAGCGAGGUGUUCCGAAUGCUGAAUUCUGAAUCUAACUCUGUUCUGAAAGGUUACUAUGAAUCCCAUGUAUCUUUUUGAUCAUAUAAAUACAUUGUAUAAAUGAUUUUCAAUUCUCGUCAGAGUU
This is a messenger RNA of Pecten maximus, 1755 nucleotides long. RefSeq lists its product as uncharacterized. The record is from RefSeq and is a predicted model, not a curated record. The transcript has 2 exons. Bases 159 to 1391 code for a protein of 410 amino acids. Lineage: Eukaryota; Metazoa; Mollusca; Bivalvia; Pectinida; Pectinidae.